Molecule: messenger RNA, 1044 nt
Organism: Dovyalis caffra
Lineage: Eukaryota; Viridiplantae; Streptophyta; Magnoliopsida; Malpighiales; Salicaceae
Source: the annotation of a GenBank genome assembly
AUGUCUUACGGGGAUGAUUCAAAGAAGAAGAGGAGAUUGGCCGUUAUCGGAGUCUCUUCUCUCCUCUUGGUAGCUAUGGUUGUAGCUGUUACCGUUGGCGUCGGCCUUAACAAUGACAGUAAUGAGAACGUCAAUGACAGCAGCCAUAAAAGCACCAGUCAGGUAUCUCCCACGGUGAAAGCCGUCAAAGCCAUUUGCCAGCCCACAGAUUACAGAAAAACAUGCGAAGAAAACCUCCAAAAAGCUGCUGGAAACACCACAGAUCCUAAAGAAUUGAUCAAAAUAGCAUUCAAGGUUGCAGAGAAGCACAUUAAUGAGGCUUCCAAGAAAUCAAAGCUUCUGGAGGAGCUCUCAAAGGAUCCCAGAACCCGAGGGGCUCUUCAGAGCUGCAAAGAGCUCAUGAGCAUGUCUGUUGGUGAGCUCAGGCAAUCUCUUAACAAAGUAACAGAUUUUGAUCUUUCCGAGUUAGAGAAAUUGAUGGAAGAUGUUAAGACUUGGCUUAGUGCUUCCAUCACAUAUCAAGAAACUUGCUUGGACGGGUUCGAAAACACAACCACCAAUGCUGGAAAGGAAAUGAAGAAGGGAUUGAAGGUUUCCAUGGAGCUCAGCGCCAAUCUCCUUGGCAUUGUUUCCGGGCUCUCUUCCGCAAUCCCUUCAAUGGAAGCUUUCAGCCGCCGCCGCCUCCUCCAAGAUGAUCUACCUGUUCUUGGACAUGGUGAUCAAUUCCCUACCUGGGCUGACUUUGGAACUCGCAGACUCCUUGCUGCUCAUGUUUCAAAGAUUAGGGCUGAUAUUGUUGUGGCUAAGGAUGGAAGUGGAGACUUCUCAACCAUCAGAGAAGCAUUGCCCCAUAUUCCCCACAAGAACACCAAGCCCUUUGUGUUAUACAUUAAGGAAGGAAUUUAUCAUGAAUACAUUGAGUUCAAUCGGAGCAUGACUAAUUUGGUGGUGAUUGGAGAUGGAAAGGAAAAGACUCGCAUCACCGGAAACAGGAACUUUGUCGAUGGAAUCAACACUUAUCACACCCCAACAGUUGGUAAGUAA